AUGGCCAUAUACGAGUCCUGCAUGGGCAACCGAUCACAGUACGGCUCGAACUUGGACAUCUUCUGGAAGUUCCUCAACGAAUGUAGACUGUCCUGGCCAGAGAAACCCACGCCAAGUGACACCAGCGCCCUCGACGUACUGAUGACGCUAGCGUUCAAGUGGCAUGUCCCGUUAUUCCUCCAAGUGCGCGCUAUGCGCUUGUCCUCUCCGAAUUGGCGUUUCAUAUUAGAGCCCAGUUCCCUCAUACCAAUUUUGUAUAAGCAGCAUCUCACAGUCAAAAGCACCGGCGGAUACGCGAAAUACUGGGCCACGUUUUUCUACAUCCUUAACCGAAACUACACUAAGUAUGGGGUCGACACGAAGUUUAUCAACAGGACUAUGGUUAUGGAAGGUGACGUCUUCAGAAAACUGCUGAACGCAAGUCGUCUUCAGGUAAUCGAACCAGCUCUGGUGCGAAUCGCUCGAAUAGGACUUCUCACUCCGCCGCUGGCAUCCAAGCUAUGGCUACGUGCCUUCAGGAAGACCGAGCUUGAGCCUGAAGUGAAGCCCAAUGACCAGGUUUUCAUAGGCGACGUAGAGUUCUUCCGGACUAUGGCUAGCGUGAUGUCUUCGUACAGAAGAACCGAGCUGCUGUCCCUGAUCGCCUGGUCUUGCGUGCAGCUGUUUGCUCCGGCAGCGGAUAUCCAGCUGCUUGAGAAUCGGUACGACCAGGGCAUCACCACAUAUCGGCCGUACUUCUGCGAGCGAUUCGUCGAGGCCGCCUAUCGGCUCCUGGUGAUUGCGCUCAGCUCCGUGUCGCGCUUCACGCCAGCACAGCGCGCCGCCGUCAAAGCAGGCUUCGAUAACUUGGUGUCGGCGGCUGCUGACGCGGCCAACGCAACGCAAUGGCUGGACGUUGAGAGCCGGAAGCUCGCGGUCGAGAAGCUGCGUUCGUCGCGACUAAAGCUGUGGCCCCCCGACCGCUUCCUCGAAAACUACGUGCUCGAGCGCAUGCACAGCGAUUAUCCCAGCACUGAACUUUCGUUUGCCGAGUACUGGGUGAAGACGAGCCGCUGCGCUGCUAAGAUGCAUGGCUCGCACGCUGACAUCGACGUCUUCAGCUUCGCGGUCAACUACGCCCUGCCGUACGUGCUCUAUGAUGCCUCAAGCGGCGACGUCAAGGUGGCCCUGGGCGCCAUUACUCCGCCCUUGUACUACCCUGGCGGGACCGAGGCCAUGUUCUACGGGGGUCUGGGCUUUUCAAUGGCACUCAAUCUGGUCGCGUCCGUAGACAGACAGGGACUGCGGUGGCACCCGAACGGCACAUUCGGCCACUUCUUCUUGUCCAGCCACCUGCAGCUCUUCCGCGAAGGCCUUCGAGGAGAGAGACAGCUGCCUAGGGGCGCUGGACGGCCUCGCCCCCAGUGGCGGAGACAACACCCACAGCAUAACCGGCGCGAGGGCCAGCAUCUUUCCCGAGAUCCCCGCUCUCGAGGUUGCCUACGCGGCGUACCGCCGCGCAGUCAGCGACAGGGGAGACGAAGCUCUUCAGGGAAUCGUGGGGGGCUUUUCGGGAGACCAGGUGUUCUUCACGACGCUAUGCUACAUGACUUGCACGCGACCCGAUGCCGUGGGUCCGCACACAGUGGACUGCAACAAGGCGGUGCGCAGUUCGGAGGCCUUCGCCCGGGCAUUUCAUUGCCCGCCGGAGUCUCAGAUGAACCCCGAGAUGAAGUGCAAAUUCUUUGGGUGAGAGCCGGGCACUUCCGAUGGACUGCGAUACGGUGUUCACGUGACAUCGAACGACACACCUUCAUAUGGCGUGUACAUAUACAGUUUUCUGCGCAACAUCGAAAGCGAUGUCGUCGCCAGCCAUGUACUACAUACGUACUGCAUUAUUUCGUGUCUGGACUGACGUGAAACAUCACGGGCUCUCUCUCUCUCACUGAGCAUUUAAAAGUAAAUACCUAUGAUAUAUUCGU
Molecule: messenger RNA, 1961 nt
Organism: Dermacentor albipictus
Lineage: Eukaryota; Metazoa; Arthropoda; Arachnida; Ixodida; Ixodidae
Product: phosphate-regulating neutral endopeptidase PHEX-like
Biological process (GO): protein processing
Cellular component (GO): plasma membrane
Molecular function (GO): metalloendopeptidase activity
Source: RefSeq, a predicted model, not a curated record